AUGGCAGACGAUGAGGGCGCGGCUUUUUGGGAAGGUGUUUAUGGGGAGCCCAUCAAUAACUAUCCUCGACCUCAGGUGAAGAAUGAGCGGGGUAUGCUUGAACAGAUGGAUGACGAGGAGUACGCCGCCUAUGUCCGUGAGAAAAUGUGGGAGAAAAGCCAUCAACAUAUCGUUGAGGAACGUGAAAGGAGAGGGCGUGAAAAGGAGGAGAAAAAGCGACGUGAGCGUGAGGAACGAAUUGCUUGGGAGCAUGCAGAAAAGGAAAUACAAAGAGAAGAUAAACAAAGGAGACAAAGAAAGCAUAGAAGUGACUUGCAGAAACGGUGGGAUGAGUAUCUACACAACUGGGCGAGAAUUGCAGAUGAGAGCCGGGUUGAUGUCGAUAACGAUGGUGGUGAAAGAAAGGUGCCUCUUGACAAUAUCCCAUGGCCUACUAGGUCUGGGAAGCUAUUAGACCUUUCUCAAGACGCCAUCGAAGAAUUUUUCUUAUCAGCACCUACUGGCACAGCACCUAACAGGGAAGGGUUUACUGAUAUGCUGAAGCUAGAAAGGGUACGAUGGCAUCCAGAUAAAGCUCAGCAGAGGUGGGGGAAAUCUGGGCUCAGCGAGGAGGAGCUUAAAGGAAUCACGGCCGUCUUUCAGGCGAUAGAUUCCUUGUGGAUCAAGAAUAGGAAGAACAAGUCGACUGAGUAG
This is a messenger RNA of Morchella importuna, 693 nucleotides long. RefSeq lists its product as uncharacterized. The transcript has a single exon. Gene Ontology annotation, biological process: canonical NF-kappaB signal transduction. NCBI's taxonomy places the organism in Eukaryota, Fungi, Ascomycota, Pezizomycetes, Pezizales, Morchellaceae. The record is from RefSeq and is a predicted model, not a curated record. The coding region runs from base 1 to 693 and encodes 230 amino acids.